AUCUCACCGGGCUGGUUUUGGAGGUGCCGCCUCUUUUCCGCGAGGGGAGAGGCCCGUUGGAUGGAGGGAGAGACGAUGGCGAUGAUGAUGGACGUAAGGAAGAGAUGUUUUACGAUGAGGGUGGCGAGAUGAUGGAACAGGUUGCCCAGAGGAGUUGUAGAUGCCUCAUCUUCAUGGUCAGGUUGGACGGGGCUUGGAGCAACCUGAUCUAGUGGAAGACGUCCUUGCCCAAGGCACAGGGCUUGGACUGGGUGAUCUUUGAAGGUCCCUUCAACCCAAACCGUUGUGCGAUGUUAUGGACGGGGCUCGGAGCAACUUGAUCUAGUGGAAGAUGUCCUUGCCCGUGGCAUGGAGGUUGGACUAGAUAAUCUUUGAAGGUCCCUUCGACCCCAACCGUUCUAUGAUGGUCUAACAGAGUGUGGUUUCUAGGUUGGGAGCUGGUGGAGGAUGGACUUCUCGAUGCCCAAUUAUACCUACAAUUACUCCAUCUGGGACGACUAUUCCGUAUAUGAUAUCGAUGGCUAUGAAGUCCCUCACAGCUACCGCGCCGUCCUGGCGCUCUACGCCCUCAUCUUCCUCCUGGGCGUCUUGGGCAACGGAGCCGUCAUCUGGGUGACCGGCUUCGAGCUGCGGCGCACGGUGAACGGUGUCUGGUUCCUCAACCUCUCCGUGGCUGACCUCCUCUGCUGCCUGGCCUUGCCUUUCCUGGCCCUGCCGCUGGCCCGUGACCACCACUGGCCCUUGGGUCACUUUGCCUGCAAGCUGCUGCCCUCCCUCACCAUCCUCAACAUGUUUGCCAGCGUCCUCCUCCUGAUGGCCAUCAGCGCCGACCGUUGCGCCAUGGUGACGCGGCCGGUGUGGUGCCAAAACCACCGGACCCUGGGACUGGCCCGGGGGGCUUGCGCGGCCGCCUGGUUCCUGGCCGGGCUCCUCACCCUCCCCUCCUUCAUCUUCCGUACCACCCGUUCCGACAUCUUCUCCGAGAAGACGACCUGCGUCCUGGACUACACGGCCGUGGGGCGCCACCAGCACCUCACCGAGCUCGUCACGGCCGUCACCCGCUUCAUCUGCGGCUUCUUGGUUCCCUUCGUGGUGAUCACGGCUUGCUACAGCCUGCUGCUGGCUCGUGUCCACAGCAAGGGCUUUGCCCGUUCCCAGAAAGCCAUCAAGCUCAUCUUGGUGGUCAUCAUCAGCUUCUUCGUGUGUUGGCUGCCCUACCACAUCGUGGGGUUGAUCCUGGCCUCCACCCAUCCUCACAGCGACUUGUUCAAGGGCGCUCUGGAUGCUGACCCCAUCGUGGCCGGCGUUGCCUACAUCAACAGCUGCAUCAACCCCAUCAUCUACGUCAUCAUGGGCCAGGACUUCAAGGAGAAGUUCCAGCGUUCCUGGAGAGCCGUGCUGCGGGGCGUGCUGAGCGAUGACCCCACCAGCACCAUGGGGGACAGCAGGAUGAAGACCAAGUCCACCAUGGAUGACCACAGUGCCAGCACCACGGUGUGACCGGGAGCGAGGUGGCUCCGGGGCUGGAAUGUCGCUUGUGUUGCUUGAGGCCACCACCUUCUCCUCCUCUCCUGGAGGUCCCGUAGAGAAAAGAUGAUGCCGCCAUCGCCCCCUUUCCCCACCAGUUGCCCCACGUGGUUGCAGGCUGGGGGAAGCUAUGUGCCCACCUAUCCCUGGGGACCCCCUCCCGGCUUCCUCGGUGGCCUGCCAGCGGCGAGAGGACUUUGUCCUUGCAGGCGGUACCACGUUCUCCUGCUUCUCCAGCCCAAGCAUGGACCCUGUUUCCAGCUCCUCCCCUCUCUUAGCCCCAUAAGAGCUGUGCUGCCCCAUGAACCCCUCCCAGCCCCACAUCUCCACCACCCAGUGAGGCCCAAGAUGUGGGUGAGCCCACCUGCGAGCUCCGUCAUCCCAAAAAGUCAAGUCCACCCCACUCAUGGGGGGCUGGCUGCCCUUCACCGUCCCCCUGCCUUCACCAUAGCCGCGUCCACCGUCGCCAAUAAAUCUUGAAGCUCCCUCAAGCCUUG
This is a messenger RNA of Gavia stellata (red-throated loon), 2024 nucleotides long. RefSeq names its product complement C5a receptor 1 (gene C5AR1). Gene Ontology annotation, molecular function: complement component C5a receptor activity; G protein-coupled receptor activity. The transcript has a single exon. NCBI's taxonomy places the organism in Eukaryota, Metazoa, Chordata, Aves, Gaviiformes, Gaviidae. The record is from RefSeq and is a predicted model, not a curated record. Bases 448 to 1500 code for a protein of 350 amino acids. Gene Ontology annotation, biological process: complement receptor mediated signaling pathway; inflammatory response; phospholipase C-activating G protein-coupled receptor signaling pathway. Gene Ontology annotation, cellular component: plasma membrane.